This is a messenger RNA of Mesorhabditis spiculigera, 1179 nucleotides long. NCBI's taxonomy places the organism in Eukaryota, Metazoa, Nematoda, Chromadorea, Rhabditida, Rhabditidae. The record is from the annotation of a GenBank genome assembly.
AUGACGAUCUCCUACUCGGGCAACUUUUUCCAAGUGCUGUCCCGAUGGCGCGGUUCGAUCUGGAAGGCCGUCUGGCGGGAGCUACUUGUCUAUUUAAUUCUGUAUUUUUGCGUGAGGAUCUGGUACAAAGUGAUGAUCGACUGGUUCUUUGGUGACCAUGCCGCGCAUGCCAAGCAUAAUUUCGGGGAGUUGUGCCACAUGUUCUACGAGUACACCCACGCCAUCCCGUUGACCUUCCUGCUUGGUUUCUAUGUGCAUAACGUCGUCGACAGAUGGUGGCACCAGUUCAAAUCGCUGCGCUGGCCAGAGGACAUAAUGGCCCCGUUGUGCAUCGUCAUCCCGAGGAAUGAUGAGAAGAGUCAAAAGCGGAGGCAUACCAUUGCCAGAUAUGUCAAUUUGGCUGCGGCUUUGGCUUGGCGUGACGUGUCUCCUAAACUGCGCCAUCGUUUCCCUACCGUAGCCGCGGUUGUGGAAUCGGGGUUGUUGACGGAGGAGGAGUACAACAUCAUUGAGGAGAAGCAUGCAGAUUGCCCUCAUAUUCGAUGGAUGACACCGUUGCACUGGGCCGAGCAGAUUAUGGAAGAUGAAGAUAAGGAAAACAAGCCCAACGCCCAUCACGUCCAUACUUUUUACCAUGAAGUCGCCGCUCUCCGUGAGUCACUUCGCGAGCUCUACUGCUUUGAUUGGGUCUGCGUCCCGUUGGUCUACACCCAGGUCACCUGCCUGGCGACGUAUGCCUACUUCUUCUUGUGCCUGUUUGGAGAUCAAUUUGUGGAGGGGAAGGAUAUCGAUCUUGUCUUUCCGGUCGUUUCAGUUAUAAAGUUCAUCUUCUUCAUUGGAUGGUUCAAGGUCGGACAAGACCUGAUGAGACCCUUCGGACUUGACGACGAUGACAUUGAACUGUCCUACAUCCUCGAUCGUAAUGUUCAGACGUCGUUCGGCAUCGUCAGCCGACUAGCCCUCGAGAGAUACCCCGAUUUGGAAAAGAACACCGACAAGAUGUGGGCCGCUCGGCCUAGCUACCAGCUCGUCAAGACUGGCACUAUCGUUUCGAAGACACAUUUGCAUCAUAGGCCCCAGUUGCACGCUAUCGUUCCCGUCGAUGGUGACGUGAAAGUUUCGCCGUUCCAAGAAAUGCUCUCCCAGUUCAGACGCCGUGAAUCCAGACAUCUUGCCUGG